Molecule: messenger RNA, 1144 nt
Organism: Mercurialis annua (annual mercury)
Lineage: Eukaryota; Viridiplantae; Streptophyta; Magnoliopsida; Malpighiales; Euphorbiaceae
Exons: 2
Coding region: 554-970 (138 amino acids)
Source: RefSeq, a predicted model, not a curated record
AUAAAUAAGUAAUCAAACUCCAAGAACCCUUCAACCAAAACCUAAUUUCCCCAAAUUUUCUUCAACAGACAAACCCUAACCCUAAUUUCCCAGCCCCCACCACAUUUCCCCCAAUUUAUAAAUAUACCGAUAAUUUCAUUCCAUUUUGCUCACACCCAUCAAAUUCCCAGCUCUUUUUUGCUUCUGGGUUGUGAUAAAAUCACGCAAAUUUCACUUUUCAGCAGUCGAAAUAGAUCAACCCAAGAAUCAAGAUUUGAAAUUCGUCGUUGUGAAUGGUGGAAAUCUUAAGUGAGAUCAGUAAUUACAUGCUCUGCCUUUGUCAAUCAAGGGCGGGCUUUGGCUUCGGCUUCGGUUCUUGCAAGGAAGGCUGGUACUACCGCUGCAUCGGCGUCGACCCCUGAAUUUUUCCAAUUUUCCCAAAUUUUUCUAUUUUUUUUUAAAUUUUUCAAGAGCGUUAAAUUCUCUGUUUUUGACAGUUAUUUGAUUGGAUUUUUGCAAUCUGAGAUCUUGUAAUUGUAUUAUAACAAAAGGUUAUUGUUUAAUUUGCUAAAAAAUGUUGCUGUAUAAGCCUAAGAAGAAUCAGUCGGUUGCUAAGGGCAACCGGCUGUUGAUUAGCGUGACGGUGAUGGGCAGUGCCGGUCCGAUCCGAUUCGUAGUGAAUGAAGAAGAAUUAGUUGCUGCUGUUAUUGAUACUGCUUUGAAAUCUUAUGCUCGUGAGGGUCGGCUCCCUGUUCUUGGCUCUGAUCUUAACGAAUUUUUCCUUUAUUGCCCCACUGCUGGCUCUGGUGCUCUGAGUCCAUGGGAGACAAUUGGAUCGAUCGGUUGUCGGAAUUUUAUGCUGUGCAAGAAACCGAGAGCUGAGAAGGUCGAAGACGAAGCGAGAUCGAAUGCGGGUCUUAAUCAGAAGGGAAGUGGGAGCUGGAAAUCUUGGAUCAAUAAGUCACUCAAUUUGAAGAUAUCUUCUCACUAAAUGAAUUGAAGAUAAUAAGAUUUUUUUCUUUGUUAUUUUGAGUUUCCUGUUUCAUUGAAUUUUCACCAGAUUGAAAUUUUGUCAAUCUUGGUUUUAUGUUUUGAUUCUGGUUUUAUCCAGAAACCUGAGGAAUUUCUGCUCAAUUAAUAAAUUAAAGUUUCUACUUUGAAGUAA